Messenger RNA from Mycena indigotica, 1479 nucleotides. RefSeq lists its product as uncharacterized. NCBI's taxonomy places the organism in Eukaryota, Fungi, Basidiomycota, Agaricomycetes, Agaricales, Mycenaceae. The record is from RefSeq and is a predicted model, not a curated record. The transcript is spliced from 12 exons. The coding region runs from base 1 to 1479 and encodes 492 amino acids.
AUGAGCUGGAUCAGUCUCAAGUCUGCUUAUCUGAAGAUUACAUUUUCCCCUUUUUCACUUGGAUUCUUUCUUUUCAUAUUUAUCCAUUGCCUUUCGGAGGGCUUUAUUCAAGCAUUCAUAUACUCACAAGAUACGGUGGCCAGUAAUUUGAUCACAUCAAUUCUCCAUCAAGCGCAAGUUCCUCGCAACAUCUUGGGCAUUCUCGACGCGCCGUAUGGAAAUACUUCCCUCAGUGUCUGCAACUCGCUUGACCCCAGCCUGAAAGGCGACGAGCGACUAUGUGCACUAGUUUUUCGGAAGGGUCAGCCAAACCUUCCGCUCCCAACCAAGUUCGAUCUGGCGCCUUACAAAGAUGGCGUUGACGUUUCUCUCAAUGGAAAGCCUAUACACCUCAGUCCCAUGUGCACUUUGGUCUUGACCUAUCCACACCAAAUGCUCCUGAAUGCUCAACGAGAGGGUGUUGUCCUUAUUCUCUCCCAAUUCUGGUUAUUUGCACUGUCAUUCUUUGGGAUUGUCUACGAUUCAAUUCCUCAUCUAGUUGCAGCCAUCUGUUGCCGUACUUUGACAACUGCUUGGUCGAUGUACAUUCUCUGGCGGAAUAGCGAUAAUCAGUAUCGUUUUACAAUGCUGUUGGCCUCGGAUGACAGCCCUUGCAAGCCUCUUCUAAUCGACGAUAUGUUCCCACGAUACUUCAUAUGGCGUCAAAUUCUUCAGAAUCCUGAUGUUGCGCUGAACAUCAUUGGAUUCGCUCUUGCCAUCUACCUAUCCAGCAAGCUCAUCAAGGCUCGCUUUCCGUAUAUGGUGCGAAGACUUUCCAUCGCGUCGGCGCACCGCCAGCAAUUAUUCGCAUCUAUAACUACUUCCUGGCGGUUUUCGUUUCAUUCCAGGUAUGUUCCCGCCGGUUUCUUCGCUUUUUCGUUUUACAAACGCUUCGUAUGGGUUUCUGCGUUGCUGCUCAUCUCCGUGGUGUGUCUAUGGCUCGAACAAAUAGUCAAUCACGACAAUGCCAUAUCAAGCCUCACUCUGCAUCGGAACUUGUACAUCGCAUUGAGCGUCUUCACCCUUGUCUAUCUCGUCCCAUGGAUUGCGCUCGGAUGGUACGCCGUGCGACGUGAAUGGAAACAUGCGAUGCUGGCGUUCCUCUUACUUGCGACCAUUGUUUUGGCGAGCUGGAUACUGAUGCUCAAGUCGUGGAGUUUUGUCUGGACCUUCAUGAACUGGCCGCUUUUCACUGUCCAGUUCACUGGCGCAAGCGUAUCGUUACUGUCGACUAUCAUAUUCGGGGUCAUUUCCUACUUGCAUUUUGAUAAAGGCUUGGCCCACUACCUCUAUGUCGAUGAUCAACUUGCGCAGGCGGGUUUUGAGCCAGACCUGUUUGAGAAAGAUGUCGAGAAAGGACAUGACUGGCGGGAAAUUGGCCUGGAUCACCUUCCACCACGCACCCUCCAGUUCUCAACUGUGUCAAACAACUCCAUGUGA